AUGUCAUCUGGUUCCAACUACCCAUUCGCCGGUCCUUGUGGCGAAAAUCAUCGCAACUCCCUCUCGGAUCCUUGCUAUCGUUUAUCAAAAAGUCCCUCAUUAGAGCCAAUUCCACUGUCUCCUCUCAAUGCCAUUGUGCAUUCCGCUCCUUAUACUCGUAUUUUCUCUAAUCCACGAUUACCAACACCUGGCCCCGCCAUCUCUGUUCGGUCAUCAUCAACCAGUUCCAAUACAUUAGAGGAUUCGCUUGGUCAGCAUAAGAAUGCGGCCGCCUCAAACAGUAUUUCGCACCAAUUGGAACAAAUUAUACAAACCAAUGAUCAGCUUAGGGCGCAAGUUAAUGAUCUUCUUGGCAACGUCAUUCCGAAACUAUUAACAACCUUGGCGGCCGUUCCGCUCAAUUGUGCAUCCGAUACUUUUCUCGAUGUACUCAAGGAAUUAGAUGAAACCUCGUAUCCACUUGUUACAUUCUGGCACCAUUCACAAUGGAAGACCGCUGAAAAGGAGGAAAAAGAUAAGGAAAGGGAUGACCGAGGCGAAAAGGGUCCUGGUCGUCGUGCCCUCGGCCUGAAUGUCCAAUUUCGAUAUAUAACUGACCAGAAUGGCGAUCCUGUUUCAGGCGACCGAAUUUCUGCAAUGGGCGAUUAUGGACGAUGUCUCUUCCACGAAUUUGCAGUUGCUGAACUACGGUUAUGCUUUGGUAAUUGGAAGGCGGAACGGUAUGCAAAGGCAACAUUUGCUGGAUGGUGGCAAGCUCACGGGAAGGAUUAUGUCGAUGUUCCUCGUACCAAGGUUGCAAAGACCGAAGAUGAUCCUGUUGAUGCCGAGUUAUUGACACUUACAACCGCUGUUACUUCCAUCACCAUUCCAACCCGCCCCACUUCCGGGUCCCAAGUUUGUGGCGCCAAACGAGCACGAUCGGAUUCAGUUCCCUCCCAUGGUUCCGCCUCCACAUCAAGUCAAGGGACCGCAUCAUCGAGUGGAAAUUCUAGCGAGGGAGUAGCGCCACCACCAAAGAAAAAACCAAUACAUCGCGCUUCUCAAAGACGUCUGCCAAACAUCAAUCUAUUUUCCAACAAGACUAUUGUGUCAAAUAUGCAGGCUUCUACGUCUACAAGCCGUAUCAUGGACAACGCUUUGCAACUAGUUGGCAAGGAUGCCGCUAUGGCGAGUAUCGAGACGGUUCCACGCGUUGAAGGAGCAAGAGUGGCAUAUCUACCAUCUAUAAGCAUUGCCAAUCAGGUUACUCUUCCGAGUUUACCUCAACGGCCACGUCCCGUACCGCUGGGCAAUGCGGUUCUACAGCCUAAGCCUUCUUCCCCAGAGUCUUCUCAACAGCUGGGGUCCGCCGCUGGGUCCCCUGACUCACCUUCACAAUCACCAUCCAUCCCUUUCCAGGACGCACCUUCUCAACCGGGGUCCGGCGCCUCUUCAACACAAUGGUCUCGACCAGCCACGCCCACCUCUUUCCACAACUCACCUCCACAACCAUUGUCCACUUCCUCGUUGCAACCAUCGCUUCCAGUGGAACCAGUCCCUUUCCCCAACUCACCUCUGCAACCCGAGUCCACCUCGGCAUCCAAGCCAUCUCAGCCAGCGGAGCCCGGGUGCAAUACUUUCUCCAACUCACCUUCACAACCGGAGUCAGCCACCUUCCUGGACUCACCUCCACAACCGGAGCAGGCCUCCUUCCUGGACUCACCUCCACAACCGGAGCAGGCCUCCUUCCUGGACUCACCUCCACCGUCGCAAGAGACUGCCUCUCCUCCAAACUUAUCUUCGCCGCGGCCAACAGGUGGAUUGGUUAUCGCCUCUUCCACCCAACCCGUGGAGUCGGAUGUAAAUGCCAUUAUUACGGUUUCGGAACCUUCAAGUUCUACAGCCGAGCCAAACGACAUGGACAUGGCUCCGCUACCAUCUCCCCCAAGACCAGGGCCUUCCCGCAUGGCAAAAUCAAAUGGAAAGCCUUAUAAGAUCCGCCGACCAAUCCUCCGUGAAAUAAAGAAUCCCAACAAGGUUCUCAAAUGUGGCACAAGUGGAACGCCUACCGAACUUUGUAAGGCUUAUUAUAUUGAGAUUCACGGUCAGGACGCCACACAAGGAGCAUUCUACCAGUGGCUGGCCAACAUCGACCAAGAUCUAUGGGAAUCGUUUGUUAAGAAGGCAAAGAAAGCAACUUAG
Molecule: messenger RNA, 2181 nt
Organism: Marasmius oreades (fairy-ring Marasmius)
Lineage: Eukaryota; Fungi; Basidiomycota; Agaricomycetes; Agaricales; Marasmiaceae
Exons: 7
Coding region: 1-2181 (726 amino acids)
Source: RefSeq, a predicted model, not a curated record